Messenger RNA from Papaver somniferum (opium poppy), 597 nucleotides. Its product is annotated as ribonuclease H-like. Gene Ontology annotation, molecular function: nucleic acid binding; RNA-DNA hybrid ribonuclease activity. The record is from RefSeq and is a predicted model, not a curated record. The transcript has a single exon. Lineage: Eukaryota; Viridiplantae; Streptophyta; Magnoliopsida; Ranunculales; Papaveraceae. The coding region runs from base 1 to 597 and encodes 198 amino acids.
AUGGAGGACAUAGAAUGCAUGGUACUAGAUGGGGUCAGAAUUAUGAUUCAAAUAUACUUCUUCAAUAUAGGUAACAGAAGUAUUAAAUUUCAAGCCAUUAAAGAAUGUUACUGGUCAAAUCCUAAGAUGGGUUAUGUACUGUUUUGCUGUGAUGGAGCUGCAGCUGGUAAUCCUGGUAUGGCAGGAUUUGGUAUUAUAACAAGAAGUUAUAACUGUGAAGUGAUAGGGACUGUAUCUGGAAGAUUGGGAAUAACUACUAAUUACAUAGGUGAAACUCUGGCAGUUAUAUGGGCCAUUGAAUGGGCAGUUAGACUUCAUUGUAGCAAGAUUAUUAUCAGGUCUGACUCAAAAACUGUUGUAGAAGACUUUAUUAAAGGUGAAGUGCCCUGGUGUUUCAAAACAAGAUGGCAAAAAGCUUUCAAGGCAUUAGCUGAGAUCCAUUAUGAGCGCUGCUACAGGGAACUCAAUUUCUCAGCUGAUGAUUUAGCCAAAAAGGGAGCAAAAUUACAAAUGGGAGAAGUCAUACAACAUGUUGGAAGACCUGCUAAUUUGAUUCAAGUGGAAAUGCCAAAUAGGAGAUACUACAGAUUCUGUUAG